AUGGUGGAUAGUGUGUAUUGGGACAUCCAUCCUGAUGUGUCUUUUGGAGGACCCAAGUAUGACAAUCUGUGGCUCCCGAGGAGUCAGUCGGGAAAGUCGCUGAGUGAGCUUGAUAUUGGCCUUGGAAGCAAAGCCGACUCUGGACCACGCUCGCUCGUUUUCGUCUGCGCGCUGAACAUUAUCUUUGCGCUUGGCUGCUACUUUGCCGGCGGUAUCCCGGUAACGGAGCGUGAGGCAGUUUCCUAUACCUUCUUCCUACGGGCAAAACAGCAUAUUGGAUUGGAUAUGAUGGACGUUCGGACUAUCGGCGUCGUACAGACGCUGCUGGUCGUCGCGCUAUAUUUGCAGAGUACGCCGUAUCCGCACCGAUGCUGGAACUCGAUAGGGGUCGCUUGUCAAAUUGCCCAGGGGAUAGGACUUCAUGAGGCGCAGCUGUACGAGCAAAAGAGUCCGCUGGAGCAGGAGAUUCAGCGGCGAACAUGGCAUGGCUGCGUGAUGAUGGACAUGAUCGUGAGUAUGACUUAUGGUAGACCGAGUAUGACCUCGCACCUCCCGAGUGUUCCCUUACCAGGAACCGAAGAGGAAGAACACUCUUCUGGAACCCCAUCACCGAUGGCCUUCUACAUCUCCACCAUUGAGCUAUACCGCAUUCUCGACAGUAUCCUGUCCGACAUCUACCGAGCAUGGCGCGGUCGCAGCAGCCCUGGGUCUAGAAGACACACAACCAAACAGGGCGGGCUGGACGUCAUCAUCGAACUUGAAGAGAAACUCUUCGAGUACGAAAACAGCCUUCCCCCUUUCCUCAAUUGGAACCGUCCAUCAGAUCAAGCUACCAAUCCCGAACAAACUACUCUCCAUCGACAGCGAAACGUCCUCCACGCUAGAUACCUAUACCUUCGCCUCCUCCUCUACCGACCCAUCCUGACCCAACUCUGCUCCGAGUGUACCCACCCGCGAACUCAAGCAGACAACCGCCCCAGCUCGAGCUCCAAUUCCAGCACCCUAUAUACCUCCAUCCUCUCCAAGUGUGCCGCCGCCUGCGUCCGCGCAGCCAUUGACCUCGUCUCCUUCGUCCACGAAACCUAUCACACGUCCGCCACCGACCCAUGGUGGUAUAAUGGCUUCUAUACGUCCACAUCAGGCAUGGUCCUCAUCAUGUCCUCCUCCUGCCGCACGAUCCUGGCCGAGCUCGACGCAAGUCUCGUACACGAAGCCUGGUCCACAUGCGAGCAGAUCCUCACGUCCAUGAGUUCCUUUAGCGUGUCUGCGCGCAACAUCCUGCUCUUCCUCAGGACGGCACGGACUCAGGUCAUGGCGGAGAAUGGCGGUCAUGUAGAUAGCGAUCGCAAUCAGGCCCGACAGGAACAGGGACUGGGGCAGUUGCACCCGCAGGAGAACCCGUUUACCCUGCUUUCUUAUUACUUUAAGAGAGUGUGA
Aspergillus viridinutans is the source of this 1437-nucleotide messenger RNA. RefSeq names its product fungal specific transcription factor domain-containing protein. Gene Ontology annotation, biological process: positive regulation of transcription from RNA polymerase II promoter by galactose; DNA-templated transcription. The record is from RefSeq and is a predicted model, not a curated record. The transcript has 4 exons. Gene Ontology annotation, molecular function: zinc ion binding; DNA-binding transcription factor activity, RNA polymerase II-specific; RNA polymerase II cis-regulatory region sequence-specific DNA binding. Lineage: Eukaryota; Fungi; Ascomycota; Eurotiomycetes; Eurotiales; Aspergillaceae. Gene Ontology annotation, cellular component: nucleus. Bases 1 to 1437 code for a protein of 478 amino acids.